Messenger RNA from Salvelinus sp. IW2-2015, 1760 nucleotides. The record is from RefSeq and is a predicted model, not a curated record. Lineage: Eukaryota; Metazoa; Chordata; Actinopteri; Salmoniformes; Salmonidae.
AUGUUAAAAUCACUGGGAACUCGGAUAUCUCCGACGUACGAGCGUUCCGAACAACUGGGAACUCGGGAGAAAAGAAACGAGCUCCGAGACCGAUGUCUGUCAGUGUCUGUCCCGGCUCCAGCGGUGGAGCAGGGAAGGAGUUGUGUGUUCCUGACCAGUUCCCGUAACUCCAAGAAAAUGGAGGCGGGUCGCGUUAACGGGACAAUCCAGUACUGUGCCCACACUAACUGCUGUGUCGGCUUCUUCCGUAUUAUCGAGGGCCAGCCAGUGGCAGAACUACAAGGUUGCAAAAUGGUAGUCGGUGGCUGCCUAGAUCCUGCCUGCUUUACAUCAACCACCCAUGUAGACUACAUCAGAUGUGAGUGCAGCUCAAACCUGUGUAAUGGCAACAUCACCUGGAACGCAGAAGAGAAGCAACCUCAACUCAAACACUCAUCUUACUCUGCAGGCAUUACGAAUGCAGAUUUCACCUACUGCACAUUAAAAGCAUGUACUUUAUUCUGUUCCUGUACUGUGUCUGCAGACAUGGUCACGGUCACUGUGGUUGUCCUUGGGAUGUUACUGUGUACCCUCGUUGUGGCAGUUAAAUGCAGACAUCGUUUCAGAGGUUACGAUGACAAGCAGCAUCUAUCUUUACCAGAGGAAUCUCUGACCUCACUGUGCUCAUGCCACAUAUCAAAGCAGUCUGAUAUGGACCUGACCAGCAUGGAACUACAGCAGAUUGUUGGUAGUGGUCACUUUGCGUCGGUGUGGCAGGGAAGUUACCAAGGGACCACGGUGGCUGUGAAGGUGUUCCCUACCUGGUGCAGACAGGAGUUCACAGCGGAGAGGGAAGUGUACGGACUACCACAUCUGGUGCAUUCUGGGAUUGCUCACUUCCUGGGAGCUGGCAGGAAGUCAGAUAGYGGAGACUGUGUCCUGCUCCUGGAGCUAGCCACAUGUGGCUCUCUCAGCUCCUUCCUGUCCAAGAACAACAGUGACUGGACGACAACACUGAAGCUGGCCCAGUCUCUGUCUGAGGGACUGGCUUACCUCCAUUCUGACUUCUACAGGCAUGGGGUGCACAAGCCAGCGGUGGCCCAUAGGGAUCUCAGUAGUAACAACGUGCUUGUGAGGGACGACGGUACCUGUGUCCUGUGUGACUUUGGCUCUUCCACCAUCCUGCGCUCAUGCGCCGGUCCACACGGCUGGCAGCGCUACAUGGUUAACGUACAGGGCCAGGUGGGGACGUUGUGCUAUAUGGCCCCUGAGCUACUGGAUGGCUGUGUGAACCUGAGCAGUGGCUGGUGUCUCAUACAGGGAGACGUCUACUCCUUAGGAACGCUGCUUUGGGAGCUACUGAUGCGCUGCUCAGACCUUUUCAUAGGCUGCCCAGUGCCAGAACACAGACUGCCUUAUGAAGAGGAGCUAGGGGCCAGUCCUUCUUUAGAGCAGCUCAUAGUUCAUGUAUCAGAGAGAAGGGAACGUCCUUCAGUACCCAAACACUGGCAACAGGGCUUGCAUGACAUUCUGUUGGACAGUUGGGACCAUGACUCAGAUGCCAGACUGACAGCCCAGUGUGCCAGGGACAGACUAGUGUCUCUAGCCCCCUGCUGCUCUAUAUGAUAUAUAUAUAUAUAUAUAAUAUUAUGGGAUGUGUAAUUAUUCCUUAGUCUAGGACCAGACUGACAGCUCAGUGUGCCAGUCUCUACUCUCAUGUUGACGUGUGUGUGGUAUUCUAUUGCAUUAUAUUCUAUACUAUUCUAUAAUAUUCUCUAUAC